AGAUCUAAGAGCUGGCCGCUGAACGCUCGUCUGUCUGCAGGUGAGACGCUGAGCCUGACGGUCAUCAGGGCUGGUGAUGGUCAGCUGGGCUUCAGCGUGCGAGGAGGAUCUGAACAUGGACUCGGUGUCUUCAUCAGCAGAGUGCAGAAAAACAGCGCCGCAGAGCUGGCGGGGCUGUGUGUCGGUGAUAAGCUGCUGGAGGUGAACGGCGUGAGUCUGGAGAACAUCAGCAUGAGCAGCGCUGUGAAGGUGAUGAUGGGUCACGCUCGCCUCCGUCUGCUCGUCCAGCGGCUGGGACGCGUGCCUGGCCUUCGGUACACUAACGAGAAGACCACCUGGGUGGAUCUGAUCCAUCGGCGGAUGGUGGUGGAGGAAUCGGACGCUCCCUCGGUGUACAGCUCAGAUGGAGCACUGUGCCGGACGGUUCACCUCCAUCUCUCUCAGCACCAGCCCUGUCUGGGGCUCAACAUCCGCGGAGGACGAGAAUACAACCUGGGCAUCUACAUCUCCAAGCUGGAUCCUGGAGGUCUGGCGGAACAGGGCGGAGUUAAGAUGGGCGAUCAGAUCCUGUCAGCCAAUGGCGUGAGCUUUGAGAACAUUAACCAUUACAGAGCUGUGGAAGUGCUAAAGAGUCAGCCUCAUGUCAUACUGACUAUAAAAGAAACAGGCAGAUAUCCGGCCUACAAGGAAAUGGUGACAGAGCUCAGCUGGAUGAAUAAAACGGGCAGUGAAGCGGUCUGUUCGUCCUCGCAAGGGUCAGAGUCUCACUCGUCCACCUCCUCUCUGUCCUCCGGGACGCCCCUGGGCUCCGUGAGCGGACUCUCUCAAGCCACUCUGCCCGUCAGCUUGCCUUUAGGAGCCAAAUGUCUGACGCCCAGCGGCUCCGCCGAGGCCCAGUUUCAUCCAGAGUCCACUGAUAGUGACGGUCAUGCAGAGCAGCUGCGGACCGUCAGCCGAGGACCCACAGAACUGCUGCAGGACUCUGCGAUCCGGAGCGAAGGAGAGCUGGGACACAGAAGAAGGGAAGGCAGGAAAACAUCUCUGCUCACGGCUUUCAGCAGACCGAGUCCUCCUGUACGCCGAACCCGAAGUCACGUGACCGUGUCAGAAGAGGAAAAGAAACGGACGAGGAAGCAGACCGAAAGAGGAGAAGAGGCAAGCAGUCCGCUGCAGCGCUCCAGAAUGUUCUUCAGUCUGUUUCGAAAGAGAGAUUCCUCGAGAUCCCGCUCCAGAUCUCCGUCCCGCUCAGAGAGCGGUCUGGGUUCUUCUGAGAGGAGCGCUCUAACUCAGGUGCGAGAGAUGGCCGUCAGAUUGCUGGAGGAUGAAGACGUGGUCGUGCUCAUGGAGAUCUGUGAGCGGUAUCUAUCAGAGCGAGGGCUGAAGACGUUCGUGCAUCCGCUGCUGGCCGUCCUGAACACGCCAGAGAAGCUCCUGCUGCUCCGAGAGAUCAGAUCGCUCGUGUCCUCCGCUGAUCUUCCGCUCUUCAACAGCAUGGUGUCUCCAUUUGAAGAAGGAGCUUACGAUGUUCUGAAGAGUCGCUCAUGCCGAAGUUCUCCCCUCCGCUCUCCUCAGUCAGGCCACGCCCCCCAGCGACACCUCAUCACACCUGUACCAGAUCUGUGCGGUGGAUUUGAGCUUCACGCCACCGAGGAUCUUGAGAGACGGAGUCAGCUUCUGGAAGCUCUGGAGCGCCUGCAUCUGUCCUGCGGUCAGGACCAGAACGAGUCCAGAGGCUUCAGCCCGUUGCUGGACGUUCCUGUGGACACUUUCGCUCAUUCAGACUCGCUGACCUCCUCCGGGACGUCUGGGCUCCUUCCUAACUGGCUGCUGGCGGAGAACACGCGUCCAGACCCUGGUCAAGCGCCGGACGAGGCUCUCGGUCGUCCGGAGGAUUGUUCUCCUGUCAGGAACGGACGGUCAGAUGUUCUGUCCACUGUAGUGGAUGCUCCUCGACACAAGAGACCGCUGCUGUCGCAGGUCUUCGGCUCCCUGAAGAAGUCCCACAGUUCAACAGUGUCUCCUGCGGCGGAGAAACACAGCAGUGAAGAGUUUGAGCUCACCACCGUCCACAUCAGCAAAACCAAGCAGUCUCUGGGGAUCAGUAUAUCCGGAGGCUCAGAGUCUCGGGUUCAGCCCGUGGUGAAGAUCGAGAGGAUUUUCCCCGGAGGAGCUGCGUCUGCCAGCGAUGCUCUGCGGGCUGGUUUUGAGCUGGUGUCAGUGGACGGCGUCUCUCUGCAGGCCGUCACUCAUCAGGACGCUGUGGACAUCAUCCGACAGGCCUUCAGUAAUAAGAACAUCAACCCCAUGCAGCUCGUGGUCAAAGUUCCCCGAGAGCCCGGAGUCUCAUGACACGUGUGUAUUACACAUCAUUCACCCGUGACAAAAAAAUGUAGCGUCAUUUAAAAUAUAAAUGCACGAGGCAGCACAAGAUGUCAUGAUGAUCUAAGUGCCUUUUAAUGGCUUUCUUAGCGCUGCUGCAUUCUUCAUUCAAAAUACUGCAGAAAAAAAAGAAGUUAUUUUUAUUAUUAGCAUUAGAAAUCAAAACUGACACACAGAACUCAUAUAUUUCUACAACUGCACGACAGAUGCAUGUUUAGAAAGACACGCAAUGAAUGUGAUAUGAAUGUCUUGAUGGUGUUUUUCCUCAUUCCACGUCUUAAAUGAAAAAAUACUCGGUGUAUUUAACUAUACAUACAUACAUGAUGCUGUUUGUUAUUAAUUAUUUAAGCAAAUAAAUUAAUUAAAUGGUUUAUAAACAUUAAUUUAAGCAUGAUGUUAUUGUAUUGCUUUGAAGAAACCUGCAUUAGUAAUAUUUUCCUUGAUGAGCUCUCUUGUGCCUCGGGAGAGAAGGCCUGAAACUAUAUAUAUAUAUAUAUAUAUAUUUAGAAUUUUAGAGAGUUUUUAACCGUUUUGAUAAAUCCAUGCUCUACAGAGUCCUCUCUAAUCAUGUCAGGAGAAGAAACCGACAUGAUCACCACGUAAUAAAUAUAGGUUAUAUUUAUUGGAAAUGAUCUAAAACGUGGAAAUUGAUGUUAAUAAGAAUGUCUUACAAAAGCCUUUCUUAAAGCAUUCUGCUGUAUUUUUACCCAACAUAUAAACAUUAUUCUUAAAUGUCACAUUGUCUUAAUGUCAUAAUCUCGUCAAAACAUUUAAAGACCGCAAAAAUCUUUUUAAAAUACUUUUCCCCCCAAAAUAUGAUUUAUUUCAGA
Puntigrus tetrazona (Sumatra barb) is the source of this 3209-nucleotide messenger RNA. Its product is annotated as PDZ domain-containing protein 7-like. Gene Ontology annotation, cellular component: cilium; stereocilium tip; stereocilia ankle link complex. Gene Ontology annotation, biological process: auditory receptor cell stereocilium organization; sensory perception of sound. The record is from RefSeq and is a predicted model, not a curated record. NCBI's taxonomy places the organism in Eukaryota, Metazoa, Chordata, Actinopteri, Cypriniformes, Cyprinidae. Gene Ontology annotation, molecular function: protein binding.